Miscanthus lutarioriparius is the source of this 1410-nucleotide messenger RNA. Lineage: Eukaryota; Viridiplantae; Streptophyta; Magnoliopsida; Poales; Poaceae. The record is from the annotation of a GenBank genome assembly.
AUGUCAGAUGUGUCACACACUAGUGAAGUUAUAUAUGAGCUGGUUGAUAAGGCAAUUGAGGAUGUUGGUGCUGAAAAUGUGGUGCAAAUUGUGAUAGAUAAUGCUUCUAACAACAUGGGAGCAAAGACAUUGUUGAGCCUUAAGAGACCAAACAUAUUUUGGACUUCUUGUGCAACUCAUACUGUCAAUUUGAUGCUGCAAGGUAUUGGCAACCUUCCAAAGUUCAAGAAAACAAUUGAUCUUGCGAAAUCAUUCACUAUCUUUGUCUAUGGUCACCACCGAACUUUGGCAUGCUUAAGGUCCUUCACCUUGAAGAGAGAAAUCAUUAGGCCAGGGGUAACUAGAUUUGCUACAACCUAUCUUACAUUGCAAAGUAUGAUGGAAAAGAAAGAUUGUCUGAGAAAGAUGGUGGUUGAUUCAAAGUGGUAUGACUUACCUGAUGUGAAGUCCAAGAAGGGCAAGGAUGCUAUAGCUACGGUGUUGAACAUUAAUUUUUGGAGAGAUGUGUCCCUUUGUUUGAAGGUGUUUGAGCCCUUGGUGAAAGUGCUACGCUUAGUUGAUGGGGAUGUGAAGCCAUCUAUGGGUUAUGUGUACGGAGAACUUCUCAAGGCAAAGAGGGAGAUAAAGGAGGCAUUUAGAAAUGUGGAAAAGAACUACAAAGAAGUCAUGGCUAUUGUUGACAAGAAAAUGAAGGGUAGGCUUGAUUCUCCAACUCAUGUGGCUACAUAUAUGCUGAAUCCCUACUACAGUUAUAGCAAUGUAGCAAUAUUCUCUGAUCCAACUGUGGUUGAAAAAUUCAUGCAAUGUGUGGAAACCUUUUAUUAUGGUGAUGAUGAUAAGGAAUAUAGGACUGUUAAUGAGGACUUGGAGAAAUUCCAAAAGAGACAAGGAAACUUCUCAAAAAGAUGGCAAAAGAGCUGUGAACGCUUUGAGUUCAAUCCGGCAUCUUGGUGGAGGCUUUAUGGAGGUGGAACACCAGAUUUGCAAAGAAUGGUUAUUAGAAUCCUCUCACUGACUUCUAGCGCUUCUGGAUGUGAAAGGAAUUGGAGCACUUUUGAACAGAAGGAGAAGAUCGCUAGAAAGAGUAACUAUGAAGUGCUUCUAAGUAAUGAUGCUUCUGAAGCUCAAGGAUUCUUCUUUGAUGGCGGGGAUGAUAAUGCAUUGGUUGUGUUUAGAGAUGAGGAAGAUGAGGGAGAAAUGCCGGGUACCGGGAUACCAUGGAGUGUCCUUGGAGAAGCAAUGGGAACUAAUGAACAGCUCCAACCUCGUAGGAGUGCAAGAGUGGCUAGAAAGGUGGAUGAAGAAGAGUGGGAAUCUGAAUCGGAUGAUCCUGAUUAUCAAGAUGACAUUGACUAUGAAGAUGAGGAGGAUGAAGAAGCAAUUCUAAACUCCACCACAUUUGCGGAGUAA